This is a messenger RNA of Elaeis guineensis (African oil palm), 740 nucleotides long. Lineage: Eukaryota; Viridiplantae; Streptophyta; Magnoliopsida; Arecales; Arecaceae. The record is from RefSeq and is a predicted model, not a curated record.
GAAUCCAGUAUGCAGCUCUCUUGCCAAAGCUCGGCAAUGUCGCCCAGAAGGGUGCUUGAAGUGAGACCGGGCGAUCAAGACUCACAGAAAUGGCGCGUGUCACUGAGUGAAGACGCAUUUGAUUCCUUCAUUGCUCGAGGUGGGGACGCAGCUAGAAAGGUCUUCGGAGAGGGUUCCCUCUUUAGCCCACUGUUGUUUGGGAAAUUCUUCGACCCUGCUGAUGCCUUCCCGCUCUGGGAGUUUGAUUCAGCAACUCUACUCGCAGGUCUCAGGAGUGCCUCCAAAACUAGUGUUGAUUGGGAUGAAACAGAUUCAGAGUAUUUCGUGAGAGCUGAAUUACCAGGUGCAAGGAAUUGUGAUGUAGAGAUAUGUGGUGAAAAGGGGAAGGUGAUUGAGAUCACUGGGAAGUGGAGGGGCCGAGAAUCAGAUUCGAGAGACUGGAAGACUGGCCGCUGGUGGGAGCAUGGAUAUGUCAGGCGCCUCGAGUUACCGGAAAAUGCAAAUUGGAGAAAAAUGGAGGCAUACAUUGACAACGAUAACUUCAUUGGAAUAAAAAUCCCAAAGAAUAUCUCAGAGGGCAACAUUCACCAAAAAAAUGCUGUGGAGCCCAAGGAAUAAGAAUAUGUAUGAAUGACGGCAAUGAUCGACAUUUACAGCAUACUUUUAUUCUAAAAAUAUAAUGAAGACUGAAAGAAGAUAACAUAUAGAACUAUCUCGAUGUCCACAUUUUUUUUUUCCUG